Anarrhichthys ocellatus (wolf-eel) is the source of this 2312-nucleotide messenger RNA. Its product is annotated as carboxypeptidase Z. The transcript has 11 exons. The record is from RefSeq and is a predicted model, not a curated record. Gene Ontology annotation, biological process: peptide metabolic process; protein processing. Lineage: Eukaryota; Metazoa; Chordata; Actinopteri; Perciformes; Anarhichadidae. The coding region runs from base 61 to 2067 and encodes 668 amino acids. Gene Ontology annotation, molecular function: zinc ion binding; protein binding; metallocarboxypeptidase activity.
UCUGGCUGCGUGUGCGAGGUGCCACAUCGAAACGGAAUAGCGCUAUAUAACCACGGAAAAAUGAGCAUCAUGCUGCUAAUCCUUCUGCAGUUGUUGGUCCUUGUGUCCUGUGCUCCUCCACGGUGUGAUCCGGGAUUUCGAGGACUGUGCAAGCCAACAGUGGAAGAAAAACCCAAAUGCACAGAUGUGUUACUGUCCUACUGCGACGACAUGGCCUACACACAGACCAUGUUCCCAAACAUCCUCGGCCACAAGACCCGCGAAGACGCCGAGGCCGGCGCCGAGUACCUCCUCAUGAGCGUCAUCGAAUCCCUGCUCGGGGGAGAGUGCAACCCUGAAAUCCGCAUGCUGGGCUGCUCUGUGUUGGCCCCACGCUGCGAGAAGGGGAAGAUGCUGAAGCCCUGUCGCACCACCUGUGAGACGGUGCAUAAGAGAUGCAGCCACGCUUUCGAGGGGAUAGAGAUGGCUUGGCCCUACUUCCUGGACUGCGAUCGCUUCUUUGUCAGUGAGGAAGAGGGAUGUUAUGACCCACUGGAGGGCCUCAGAGCAGAGCAGGAUGGAGAGGCCGUUGACAACAUGGAAAUUCUUUACCCUGAGGAGCCCGCCACGACGAUGCAGUUCACCUAUCACACCAACGCUCAGAUGAUCGGCAUCUUGAAGAAAACCGAGGAACAAUGCUCCGACAUAGCGAGAACCUACAGCAUCGGCUGUAGCAUGGAGGGCAGGGAGCUGCUCGUGAUAGAGUUCUCAAACAACCCCGGCCAACAUGAACUGCUCGAGCCAGAGAUAAAGUACAUCGGCAACAUGCACGGAAAUGAAGUCCUGGGUCGCCAGCUGCUGAUCUUCUUGGCUCAGUACAUGUGCUCAGAGUAUCAGCUGGGGAACGAACGCAUCCAGACCCUCAUCAACACCUCUCGCAUCCAUAUCCUGCCCUCCAUGAACCCCGACGGAUACGAGUUGGCUGUUUCUGGACUCCAGGACAAUAACUACAGUGAUGAUGAGGAGCAGGGUCCCAGAUAUGAUUCUUGGAACAUCGGCCGGAGCAAUGCUCAGAACAUCGACCUGAACAGAAACUUCCCCGAUUUGACAUCCGUCGCUUACAGCCGACGCAGACAGCAGCGCUACCGCACCGACCACAUCCCAAUCCCAGACUAUUACUGGUUUGGUAAGGUUGCACCAGAGACUUACGCUGUCAUGAAAUGGAUCCGAUCCAUCCCGUUCGUGCUCUCCGCUAACUUCCACGGUGGGGACCUGGUGGUGUCCUACCCCUACGAUCUGUCCAAACACCCGCUGGAGCGCAACAUGUUCUCCCCAACACCGGACGACAAGGUAUUCAAGCUUCUUGCAAGAACAUAUGCAAAUACCCAUGAGACAAUGUCCAAUGAAAACGCCCGGUGUGGAUCGUCUCGUGCAAACAGUCAGAAAGGAACUGUUAAUGGAGCGCAGUGGUCCAGCAUUACAGGUGGCAUGCAAGACUUCAACUAUCUUCACAGCAACUGUUUUGAGGUGACUGUGGAGCUGGGUUGUGAUAAAUUCCCCGCUGAAGAGGAAUUGUUUACCGGCUGGGAAGAAAACCACGAGGCUUUAAUCACAUUUAUGGAAGCGGCCCAUGGAGGUAUCAAAGGAAUCGUUAAAGAUGAGGAGGGAAACGCCGUCACAGGUGCACGAAUAUCAGUCAGAGGAAUACGGCAUGACAUUACCACAGCUGAAAACGGAGACUACUGGCGCCUCCUCAUCCCUGGCAUCCACGUCGUGACCGCCUCGGCUCCUGGCUACUCCAGAAGCGUGAAGAAAGUCCACCUGCCUCGUCACAUGCAGACAGCGGGCCGGGUGGACUUUGUGCUGCAGAAAGCUGCGCUCGAGCUCGACACGCAAGAGGAGGAUGACGCCGCCAUCCUGUCAAUGGGCACCUACGACCGCUUUGACCCGUAUAAUCAGUACGAGCGCUACACCCUGACGUCGGAUUUGAGGCAGAACCGCGAGGAGAGGGCAGAGAAGCCCUGGUGGUGGAACUACUUUGUCCUGCCGGGAGGCCCUGCACCGACCUGGCUGCUCAAACACUAUUAGAGAAGAAGAAGAAUAUCUAUUUCGAAUGUAAACACACAAAACAAGCUAUCGUAUAAAGAAUGUGCUGCUUUUUAUUGAUGUUACACUGCAGACAUGUGUAAAAGCUAGCUGGCUGGCCUUCAUGUUAGCUUUGAGCCUUUUAUCCACAAGUGCUCUAUUUGGUCCCAACAUUACUUCAGUUAAUACAAGAAUGUAAAGAACUUUUCUAACAAUUUUACAGUAGAAAUAAAGAACUUUUGUAUCAA